UGACAGGAGUAUGUACUAUAUACGUUGUUUCACAUGUAGGUACUAAUUGAAUUUACUUUUGACCAAAAUAAGACUAAUUUUUUUUUAUUAUAAGAUGAGUAACCUCAGUGAUUUAUCGCGAUCUAGUGAAUAUUUAAGUUUUCGAAGUAGUAUUCCAUUACGAAAGAUAGUUGUUGAUUCAGAUGGAACCAAGGCUUGGAAAAUAUUCGACAGUGGUCCAAAAUCUGUAACCUGCCCCCUCAUUUGCUUGCCACCCGUGUCAGGAACAGCUGACAUUUUCUUUAAACAAGUAAUGGGACUUACAACAAGAGGCAUUCGCGUUAUCGCAGCUGAACCUCCACCUUAUUGGAGCUUAAAAGAAUGGUGUGAUGGUUUCAGAAGACUUUUAGACUACAUGGAAUUAGAUAAAGUGCAUAUUUUUGGCGCUUCUCUAGGUGGUUUUAUUGGACAAAAGUUUACAGAGCUUACAAAAAACUGUCCCCGAGUUGCAUCUCUAAUAUUAUGCAACUCAUUUACUGAUACAUCUGUUUUUGAAUAUCAUGACUCUGCGGCUCUUUUUUGGCUCUUACCAUCCUUAGUUCUGAAGAGAAUGUUGAUGGGGAACUUUAUAACUGACAAAGUAGACAAAAGAAUUGCAGAUUCCAUUGACUUUAUGGUUGAAAGACUAGAAUCACUGACACAAACUGAAUUAGCAUCAAGAUUGACUCUAAAUUGUAUACCGUGUUAUGUAAAACCCCAGUUACUAAGUGAUUUGCCUAUUACAAUAAUGGAUGUGUGGGAUGAGAGUGCUUUGAGUUCAAGAGUUCGGGAAGAUUUGUACAAAUCAUAUCCACAAGCUAAACUAGCUCAUUUGAAGAGUGGAGGCAAUUUCCCUUAUUUAAGUAGAAGUGAUGAAGUCAACUUACAUUUACUGAUUCAUCUAAGGCAAUUUGACUGUACAGACUUCACUGCAUCAUACAUCAGUCUCCAUAAAUUAACGGCCCCCCAAGGGCAGCCAGAAGAAGGUUCUGUCAGCUACUUUAAUCAAAAAGAUAAAUUUGUCAAAAUUACAUAACAUAGAAAUUUAUAUGUUAAUUUCAUCUGGUCAUUCCAUAUUCAAUAAACAUUAAAAAUAAGGAAAAAUAUUAUCGAAUUUAAGCAUUUAAAAUGUCAAUUACAUGUUUUAUAUAUUGUUAUGAUUGUAUAUAUCAUUUUAAAUUUAUGACAAAAUUAAUAAUACAUGUAUUUAAAAAUUUACACAAUGUGUGUACAGUCUAUAUCUAUCUGUUAUGCAAGUUUUUGAAUUCGUAAGUUUUGGGAAAUAAAAUAAAAUAAAUCAUUAA
Molecule: messenger RNA, 1322 nt
Organism: Melitaea cinxia (Glanville fritillary)
Lineage: Eukaryota; Metazoa; Arthropoda; Insecta; Lepidoptera; Nymphalidae
Product: maspardin-like
Exons: 5
Coding region: 95-1054 (319 amino acids)
Source: RefSeq, a predicted model, not a curated record